AUGCAAGCAGCGCAGGCGGACCCCGCGACUGCGGUGACCCUGGAGCGCAUAGCGAGGGAGAUAGACAUGCGACUUCUCCGUGCUUCGCAGGACGACCUUGGGCUUCGGGACUUCGCCAGUUACGCUGCUGGCGCAAGACCUAUCAACGAGCUAACGUCCCUUACUUACGACACUCGAGGAAUUGCCGAAAUACUAUUUGCUUCCACUUUCGCGUCCGGAGAGAGGAGGCCUUCGCCCUCCACGGUCCUGAAGCGCAACCUGCUACCAGGGAGCUGCUGGCCCAUGGUCGGGUCAUCCGGGUAUAUCGGGAUCAGGCUCUCGGACCCCGUCCGCAUCAGGAAUGUCACGAUUGACCACUUACCCUCUUCACUCGACCGCGAAUCUCGUACGGCGCCGCGGUCCGUCCUUGUAUGGGCCAUUCUGCCUGUCUCUGCAUCGGUGAAGACCAACGCCGCGACUCAGGUCAAGCGUACGUUCCCGAUCCCAUCCGCGAUACCCACCGGCUUUGAGGCCGUUCCUAUCGCUGAACUGGAAUACGAUGUCUUGAAGCCACAGCACAUUCAGACCUUCCCGGUCGACGACGCCGUGCACUCGCUCAAGAUCGAGGAGGUAGUUUUUCAAGUCUUGACCAACUGGGGUUCGCCCGAUUCGACCUGUUUGUAUCGAGUGCGGGUUCAUGGCGAAUCCGACGGAAAGGAGGAGAACGCAUGA
Messenger RNA from Fomitopsis serialis, 711 nucleotides. RefSeq lists its product as uncharacterized. Gene Ontology annotation, cellular component: nuclear envelope; meiotic nuclear membrane microtubule tethering complex. The transcript has a single exon. The record is from RefSeq and is a predicted model, not a curated record. Gene Ontology annotation, biological process: nuclear envelope organization. Lineage: Eukaryota; Fungi; Basidiomycota; Agaricomycetes; Polyporales; Fomitopsidaceae. Gene Ontology annotation, molecular function: protein-membrane adaptor activity. Bases 1 to 711 code for a protein of 236 amino acids.